AAGACUAAACUGAUCAUCAUCAUCAUCAUCAUCAUCGUCAAAUUAUAUCCUCUGAACAAAUAAAAAGAUGAUAUGGAUAAUACAAAAGAGUUAUGGAAUUUAUAUAAUACAUUUAUUUUGAAAUUUAACAUUUUCAUUUCCUGCACGAGACGCCUCUUUCUUCUCUGCCAACAGCUUCGACGUCAUUUCCUUCCUCUUCCCUCUUUCAGAUUUCUUUACUUCUUCUUCCUCUUACUCUUUCCCUGGUGAUCUCUGUUGUGUCUCUUCUUCCAUGAUUCCGGACCCAGUAAAGCUUUCUUGCUUUCAUGGAAGACACACUCGAUAAAAAGCAGGUCUUUGCUUACCACUAUCACUGAGCUACAAAGGGUUUUGCUGAGGAGAAGUUACUCGUUUCCCCUUCUUUGAAAAGCCCAGAAAUUUUCUUAAUCUAUUCUGUCUUCCCAGUUCCCAAGCAAAUAUUUGGCGUUGUAUUAUAUGGACCUGCAAUUGGUUAAGAAAGGUUUGAGUUUUGCCCGGAAAAACAAGAAGUGGGUUCUUCUCUUGACUGCUUUUGGGUUCACCAGUUAUGGCGUCUAUAAUGUUUACUACUCACCCGAAGUGGCUCAAAAGAGGAGAAGAAUUUCUAAGCUGUUCGAAGCUAUGAUUUCGUUAGCAGAAGCAGUCUCGGAAUCAGCGGGGGCAAUCAGCAUCGUCUCCAGAGAUCUGAAAGAUUUUUUACGAUCAGAAUCCGAUCAAAUUCCAAACAGUCUGACACAAAUUUCAAAGGUUACAAACUCAGACGAGUUCUCCAUCUCGUUAACAAGGUUUACCCAAGCUUUAACCUUUGGGCUUUUGCGUGGCUAUCGAUCAGAAUUAAGAAAAAAUGACAGUAUAAAAGCAGAUUCUAGCUUUUUGGAUCAAGCCAUAGAUAAGCUUUUUACAAAAGCUGGGUCUGGUUUUGCUUCUGUUGUUGUUGGUAGCUUUGCCAGGAACUUGGUCAUGGCAUUUUAUUUAGAUGGAUCAGACUCAAAUUCAACCAAUUCAGUUGGGUUAAACUUGGAUUCUGCUGAAAGAUGGGUCAAUUUGGUUUCGAGCAAUCAGUGUAGAAAACUGAUUGUUGAGUGCAUUCAGAUGUUUGUGAGCACAGCAGUUGCUGUUUACCUUGACAAGACUAUGCACAUCAACACCUACGACGAAUUCUUCGCCGGCAUGACGAAUCCAAAGCACGAAAGGAAAGUGCGAGACAUGAUGGUAACAGUCUGCAAUGGAGCAAUUGAGACACUUGUAAAGACAUCUCAUCAAGAAAUAACAAGCUCCAUGGAUGGAGGACCAGUUGCAGACAAAGAUGAGCUACUGGUCUUGCCUGAACUGAAAGCAAACCACUUAGUUAAAAAAAGAUCUUUGGUUGGGAAACUAUCUUCUGCUUUAGCAUUGCCAAAAAACAGGAGAGUUUUGCUUGAUUUGGCAGGGGAGAUAACAUUUGAAACAGUGAGAUCUUUUCUUGAGUUUUUGCUGGAAAGAAUCUGUGAUGGGAUAAGGAGGAUUUUGAAGCUUGUUCAUGAGACUGUAGCUGAAGCUGGAAUUGAAACAGUGAGAUAUGUCAAUGCCAAGUCCUCUGCCAUGGUUACAGUUUGUCUUUCCAUGUGCUUGGACAUUCUUGAUGGUGCUUGGAUUUCGAUGCUUGCUUAGGCUUAGACCUCUUCCAUGGAUUUCAUGCAUUUGAUUUGAUUCAUGGGGUUGAUUAAAUUUUGUUUAUUCCAUAAAUAUCCUAAAAGUAUACUUGUAUUUUGUUAAUAUAA
Messenger RNA from Carica papaya (papaya), 1778 nucleotides. NCBI's taxonomy places the organism in Eukaryota, Viridiplantae, Streptophyta, Magnoliopsida, Brassicales, Caricaceae. The record is from RefSeq and is a predicted model, not a curated record.